AGCCCUGGAGGGCCUCCCCCUCUGCCUGCAGGGGUGUCCUGCGGAGAGGCAGCCCCUCCUGUGGGGCUGAGGCUGCCCUUCUGCUGAGACCCGGUUGGGACCUCACCUCCUGUAGGUGAGCCUGAGUGUGUGUCACUUUCUGUUUCGCUCCAGCUGCUCACCUGGCUCCAGGCCCCGCCCUGCACGGGCUUCCCCAGCCUGGGGCCUCCCCUAGUGGCAGGUGUGUUUUCACUUUUCCUACAUCAGCUGGGAUUGCCCGCCUGUGCAGCCCAAAAGCCGCACCAUGGAGCGCAGGGAGCAAUUGCAUCAGAGCCGACCUGCGAGUUCAGCGACACACACUGAGCAGCGGCUGGGACCUGGAAGAGGAGACCCAGGCCAAAGACACCAAACAGGGCUGAGUGAGCUCCAGGGACAGCCUGUGAGAGGACACUUGGAUCCCCGCCUGGGACAGAGACCAGAGACCAGAGACCAGAGACCAGGAUGAAGCUGGCCCUGGCCGGGUGUUGCCCGCUGGUGCUGAUGCUGAUGAGCACGGUGCUGACCAGCACAGGAGCAGUUCCCAUCCCCACGCCCCUCAGGACCCUCCUGGGUGCAAGGGGCUGCCACGUGGCCCAGUUCAAGUCUCUGUCCCCACAAGAAAUGAAGGCCUUCAGGAGGGCCAAGCACGCCUUGGAAGAGUCCCUCCUGCUGAGGCACCGGAGCUGCAGCUCCCACCCAUUCCCCAGGACCUGGGACCUGAGGCAGCUGCAGGUGUGGGAGCGCCCUGUGGCCUUGGAGGCUGAGCUGGCCCUGACACGGAGGGUCCUGGGUGCCGUGGCUAACUCGACCCUGGGGGACGUCCUGGACCAGCCCCUUCUCACGCUGCGCCAUAUCCACUCCAAGCUUCAGGCCUGUGUCCCAGCUGAGUCCACAGGCCCCAGGCCCCUGGGCCGCCUCCACCAAUGGCUGCACCGCCUCCAGGAGGCUGAGAAGAAGGAAUCCCGUGGCUGCCUUGAAGCCUCUGUCACAUCCAACCUCUUCCGCCUCCUGGCCCGUGACCUGAAAUGUGUGGCUGACGGAGACCUGUGUGUGUGACUCUGAGGCCCACCUGCCCCUGUCCCAGCACCUUGGUUUAUUUAUGCACCCCCACCUUUCUUAAUUUAUUGCAACCCCACCACUAUUUAUGCAUUUUUGUGUGUGAAUUGUCAAACUCGCACCCGAUAAAGUAUUUAUUUUUCUACUUUUUGUAAGAAUUGUUCAAAUAAAUGAUAAGAAAA
This is a messenger RNA of Pipistrellus kuhlii (Kuhl's pipistrelle), 1256 nucleotides long. RefSeq names its product interferon lambda-3-like. Bases 481 to 1074 code for a protein of 197 amino acids. The transcript is spliced from 6 exons. NCBI's taxonomy places the organism in Eukaryota, Metazoa, Chordata, Mammalia, Chiroptera, Vespertilionidae. Gene Ontology annotation, biological process: defense response to virus; innate immune response; cell surface receptor signaling pathway via JAK-STAT. The record is from RefSeq and is a predicted model, not a curated record. Gene Ontology annotation, molecular function: cytokine activity.